ACAAGUGAUGCCCAACUAGACGCUACACAUGUAAAUAAAUUUGAUUUGUGUCUUGGAAUUGUGAUUAAUAUACGUGAAAACACGCAAGCAAAAUUCGAAAUGUUUGAAGAUUUUAUUCAAAAACAUAGUAAAGCGCGUUUUCAAGAGAGAAGAUAUGUUGUCAUGUUUAAUUCUACGAAAGAUAAAGAAUUUUAUCAAUUCUUUGCAAGUAAUUAUUUAAAAUUUGUGAGCGAUAUGCUUGUGGUUAAAGAUAUUCCAGAAAGAGAGGGUGAAUUUGCAUUGUUUACACAUCAAUUUGUUGGCUUGGAAAACAAUGAUAAGAUAGUUUUAAUAAACGAAUGGAGUGCAAUAUCACAAAGUUUUGCAUCAAAUUCGACUUUGUAUCCAGACAAAUUAAAGAAUCUUCAAGGGAAACGGCUAAUCGUAGGCGGCGAAAAGUAUUUACCAAUUACUGAUCCAGUCAACUUAAAAGGGCCAGAGACAGUAUUACUUGUGGAGUACGCUAAAAAACAUAAUAUAACUUUGCUUUUUGACACAUCUUUUGAUUAUCUUGGUGUGUUUCGUUCAAAUUGGACCGGGACAGGGUACAUGGACACUUUACUACAAGAUAAAAUCGAUUUAAUAGCUUAUGCUGUAUAUAUCGAAUAUAGUCGCACAUUAUUUGGAGAUUUUUCACGGCCUCUAUGUGAGAUAAGAGUUACAUGCAUCGUACCUAAACCAAGGUUAAUUAACGAAUGGAUGAUAUUUAACAUCUUUACAUAUGGGGUUUGGCUGCUGAUUGGGGCAAAUAUGAUUGCAAUUAUGAUAAUUUUUAAAAUAUUAAAAAUCUACUUUAAAUGGAUUGAAUGCGGCGUUGCCGAUUCUAAAAAACUUGAGUAUUUAAUAGCUUUUCGAAUUUUACUAGCUCAACCUUCAAAUUUAGCGACGAAAACACUAAUGGAACGUGUAUUCUUUUCGGUCUUAUUGUCGUGCUUUAUUUUAAUACAAACUUUUUUUAAUUCCAAGUUUUCUAGUUAUAUCGCCGUACCCACAUAUAUUGACGAAAUAAAUUCGUUAGCUCAGUUAGCAUCAAGCGAUAUACUUUGGUAUUCAAAAUUUAAUGAUAAAGGGAAAAUAAUUAGCACAGAAACGACAGAACCUAUGGUAACGCUAUACAAAAAAUUUCGCCUAGUUCAAAAUCAAAUAAGUGACAUUCAUGAUGAAAGAUAUGCAUAUGCUGUUGACGAAUCAUUUGCAAGCCAUUUUUUCACCAUUGAUGAUUAUUUUACAUUGCAACACUUAGAAGAUUUUAAAGUAAUGAAAGAAUAUAUAAUCGGACAUCAAUAUACUGCUUUCUUGCUGAGAAGAAACUCAAUAUGGCUUAUUGGUAUUGAUAAACUAUGUGCAAUAGCAAUGGAACAUGGAUUAAUCAAAUAUUGGGAGAAAGAUGCAAUAUCAGACCCACUGGAACGACGUAUUCAAAAUUAUUUAGGUUUAGCACGAACCACCACAGAAACACCAAAAAUCAUACAAUUGGACUUGAGACUGUUCCAAAGUUUUUUUAUUAUCUGGAGUAUUGGAUUAUUUCUUGCCGCAGUUGUAUUUAUUUUAGAAUUAAAACAGUUUAAAUGUAAUUGUGACAUAUUCAGCGUGAAUAUCAGGUAA
Molecule: messenger RNA, 1644 nt
Organism: Dalotia coriaria
Lineage: Eukaryota; Metazoa; Arthropoda; Insecta; Coleoptera; Staphylinidae
Exons: 9
Coding region: 100-1644 (514 amino acids)
Source: RefSeq, a predicted model, not a curated record